AUGCGUUUGUCAACCUCCGCGCUCGUGCUGGGCGCUGCCUCUUCGGCCAUCGGCCUGCAAGAGCAGCAGAUACUCGGCGGCGACUCCAAGCCUCUCGUCGAUAUCGACGUCAACGCCUGGACUAAGCCACUCGAGAAGUUCUUUGGCGAGAUCUCAUCAGAGGCCAAGGCUGUCUGGGACGAAGUCACGCUUCUUGCUCCCGACGCUGUCGAGGCUUUCAAGAAGCAGGUCCUUAUCCAGCCUAAGAAAGCCAACCGUCGACCCGAUGCCCACUGGGAUCACAUCGUCAAGGGUGCUGACGUCCAGUCCCUUUGGGUCGAGAAGAAUGGCGAGAAGCAUCGCGAGGUUGGCGGAAAGCUCGACAACUUCAACCUCCGCGCCAAGAAGGUCGACCCUUCAAAGCUCGGUGUUGACAAGGUCAAGCAGUACAGUGGUUAUCUCGACAAUGAGGAGGAGGACAAGCAUCUCUUCUACUGGUUCUUCGAGUCCCGUAACGACCCCAAGAACGACCCUGUCGUCCUCUGGCUUAACGGUGGCCCUGGCUGCUCUUCAUUGACUGGUCUCUUCCUUGAGCUUGGACCUGCUUCCAUCAACAAGAAGAUCGAGCUCGUCAACAACCCCGAGUCCUGGAACAACAAUGCUUCCGUCAUCUUCCUUGACCAGCCCGUCAAUGUAGGCUACUCCUACAGUGGUGGUUCCGUCAGCAACACUGUUGCUGCCGGCAAGGACAUCUAUGCUCUCCUCACCCUGUUCUUCCACCAGUUCCCCGAGUAUGCCAAGCAGGACUUCCACAUUGCUGGCGAGUCAUAUGCAGGCCACUACAUCCCUGUUGUCGCCAACGAGAUUGUCUCUCACGAUGACCGCAACAUCGGCUUCAAGAGCGUCCUCAUUGGCAAUGGCCUUACUGAUGGGUCCAUGGAUAACGCUCUGCCCCGCUGCCAGUCUCUAAUCAAGGGGUGCUACGAGUCCGGCAGUGCCUGGUCUUGUGUCCCCGCCAGCAUCUACUGCAACAACGCCAUGAUGGGCCCCUACCAGCGCACCGGCCAGAAUGUCUACGACAUUCGAGGCAAGUGUGAGGACAGCUCCAACCUCUGCUAUCCUGGCCUAGGUUACAUUGCCGACUACCUGAACCGCGAAGAGGUCAAGGAGGCUCUUGGUGUUGAGGUCAGCAGCUACGACAGCUGCAACAUGGACAUCAACCGAAACUUCCUCUUUGCUGGAGACUGGAUGCAGCCUUACCACCAGCUCGUCCCCAACGUUCUUGACAAGAUCCCCGUUCUCAUCUAUGCUGGCGAUGCCGACUUUAUCUGCAACUGGUUGGGUAACCAGGCAUGGACCGACAAGCUCCAGUGGUCUGGCCAGAAAGAUUUCAGCCACGCCAAGAUCAAGAACCUAGAGCAUGACGGCAAGGAGUACGGCAAGGUCAAGUCUAGCGGUAACUUCACCUUCAUGCAGAUCUAUGGUGCUGGCCACAUGGUGCCCAUGGACCAGCCCGAGGCUUCCUCUGAUUUCUUCAACCGCUGGCUAAGCGGAGAGUGGUUCUAA
Fusarium verticillioides 7600 is the source of this 1545-nucleotide messenger RNA. RefSeq lists its product as hypothetical. The record is from RefSeq and is a predicted model, not a curated record. The transcript is spliced from 3 exons. NCBI's taxonomy places the organism in Eukaryota, Fungi, Ascomycota, Sordariomycetes, Hypocreales, Nectriaceae. Gene Ontology annotation, biological process: proteolysis. Bases 1 to 1545 code for a protein of 514 amino acids. Gene Ontology annotation, molecular function: serine-type carboxypeptidase activity. Gene Ontology annotation, cellular component: fungal-type vacuole.